AGUUCUCCUGGGGAGUUCAUGUUACCCUGAUGUGCAUUCUACUGUAAAGAGUAACAUGGGUCUGGGUGUGUGCUGUUCCUUCUCAAUGUGCUUUUGCUUUCUUCUUGCUAGAUCGAUCAAAAUGCAGACCCCUGUGGCUCUCCUUGCUUCUCCAGCUCUGUUCCGCUGCUGUUCUAGGGCUCUGACAAGGCCCGUUUCCAUAUCUGUACUGAGCAGGCCUGAGAUUCAGACUGUCCAGCCCUCUGGUGUUUCCCAUCUACAGCUGGCUCACCGAGAGUUCCAAACGAGCACUACGUCUAGGGAUAUUGAUACUGCUGCUAAGUUCAUUGGUGCGGGUGCUGCCACAGUUGGGGUGGCUGGUUCAGGAGCAGGUAUCGGAACUGUGUUUGGCAGCUUGAUCAUUGGCUAUGCCAGGAAUCCCUCUCUCAAGCAGCAGCUCUUCUCCUACGCCAUCCUGGGCUUUGCUCUGUCUGAGGCCAUGGGGCUCUUCUGUUUGAUGGUGGCAUUCCUCAUCCUGUUUGCUAUGUGACAGCCUCUGGGCCAGCUCCUGGCUUCCGUCACUCGGUGUCCUGUCCGGUUUGAGUCUGCCUCCUUCACCAGAGCGUUCCAGAUUUACAAUUAAAAGUUUUUCUCCUAA
Pelodiscus sinensis (Chinese soft-shelled turtle) is the source of this 637-nucleotide messenger RNA. The record is from RefSeq and is a predicted model, not a curated record. NCBI's taxonomy places the organism in Eukaryota, Metazoa, Chordata, Testudines, Trionychidae.